UCCGGAUCUACACAUUCCGGAACUUCUGUCUUUCUUUCACAUCGAAAACACCUUUCCUCUUCUCUCUUUCCGGAGGAUCUACCCAUGGUAUUCCCCCUUAGAUCAAACUGAUACUAGUUGAUUGGGGUUUUUACUAUCUGUCAGACCACUUUCCGGAGCUGAUCUACUGAUGUAAUUUUGUCAAAAUUUCCGGCAAGUCACUUAUCGGUAAGCCAUCUAAACAACUACUGUUUUUUCUAGGGUUUACAUUUUCAGUAAUUACAGUAAAAUUGAAACAUGGUGAACCUUGCCAAUUAUGAAAUUCUCUCUAGAAAGGAUACAGAAGAUCAUAUAUCAAACUGUUUGUCUAGACCAGCUGUACUGAAAUUUAGAGGUGGAUGGCAAGAAUUGAAAACAUUGCACAACAUAAUCAGCUCUUCGCAUGCCGAAGCGAAACAAUUUCUUGAUAAUUGCGUUUUCAGUAGACUAUUUCGUGUAGCUAUCAAGAAAAAUGACCAGCGUUUAGCUGAAUGUUUAGUAGAGAGGUGGUGGUAUAGCACUCAUACAUUUCAUUUUCCUAAUUUUGAAAUUGGUUUCACUCCGUGGGAUUUCACGAUGUUAACUGGAAUUCCGAUUGGUAUGGGUAAGCCGCCGCCGUUUAGUAAGAAUGUUGGGAAGGAGAAGUGGGAUUUCUUUAAAGAAUCGUGUAUAUCGAAUUUGUUUGAUGGGAAAGAUGGGUCGUACGGGAUAUUGAAGUCGAGGGGAUUAAGGUUGAGUUAUUUGAGGGCAUAUAUUGUUAGUAGAGAAGGUAAAGAUAACAUUGAGUGUUGGCAAGAUAUGCUACGGUGUUUUUUAUUAUGGUUGAUUGGACAAGUUUUGUAUGGAGAAUCGUCUGGAGUAGUUUACUGUGGAUGGUAUGAAGCUGUACAAGAUUUGGAUAAGUUUGAUAGUUAUGAUUGGGGAACGGCAAUCAUGGCGCGUCUCUAUAGAUCCUUAGAUGAAUGCAGUCGUGGUUCCAAGUCAUUUAGUGGCAUGUGGAUGAUCUUAGAGUAUUGGUUUUACUCCUACUUUCAAACAUGUUCACCUCAAAUUGAUGAAGAACAGAUACCUUCUGUGGAUGUAUGGCCUAGGAUUGAAUUGUAUAACAGAGUGAACCGAUCUGAUGCACAAUGUGAUAUUGGGAAACACUCAUUUCAAUUAGCUCGUCAACAAAUAGAUUUGAGAACUGCGGAAUCAACUAUUUGGAUGCCAUGGGCGAAUAGUAGUUUUAGGGAAGUGGAAUGCAUAGUCAUCAGUCGCCGGUUAUCACAGUGCAGGGUAUUUUUAUAUGAUCCCGAACUAGAUAAAGGUUGGUGGUACCUGGGUGAUAGAUGUUGGCGACAAGUGACUGGAAGCAUAGCCAUUCCUAAUAACCCACCACCUAUUACUGGUUUAGGAAAUUUAGACGGAGCAAUCAUUUUCGAUGUGAAAAAUUGGCAGAGUGCUAAAGAUUUUGUGGUUGAGUCUACUGAUGUUGAGUAUUUGACUUUCUGGAAACAUGUUUCAAUUGGUCCAUAUACCGUUGCGCUGAGGUUUGUUGAUAAUCGCGUCAAGGGAAGGCCUGCUGCAGCGCAAGAUCAAAAAUUCGAUGUUCUGUGCCCAGCGCCUAUAAAUCAGUGUCGACCCAUGUAUGACAUACCAAUGGAGCAACCAGUUUCAUCUCUUAUAUGUGAUAGGGGUAUGAUUAUUUCUAGCAGUACGGGUGAACCGAGCACCAUUCCUGUCACCUCAGCAUCACGUAGCAGUAUGGGUGAACCGAGCACUACACCCGUCACCUCAGCAUCACCUAGUAGUGUGGUUUGGGAUACUGAAAUUGACUCCGUGAAGACUUCAUCCGAACUAUUGGAGCUUUCUUCAUCUUCAACUUCUAAAUUCGCUUGGAAGAUUGAAAACUUUUCAGAUUUGAACGCCCAAGCAGGACUUCUCUCUGAUGUUUUCUCUGUUGGUAGUUUUAAAUGGAAAGCACUUAUUUAUCCAAAGGGGGCGGGUAAAGUAUAUGAUCACUUAUCGUUGUUCCUUUGCCCUGUCGACUUGACUACCUCACUCUGCGUCCAGUUCAGCUUUGCUGUUACAACUGAAAUUGAUUGCAGUGACAGAAUUAGACAUGAAACAAAAUACACAUUCCCAGAGAAACUUAGUAACUGCUUUGGUUGGCCGUCAUUCAUGCGCCUUAGUGAACUCCACGACCCUGCUAAAGGAUAUCUGGUGGAUGAUACUUGUAUCAUUACAGUUGAGGUUACUUGUAUGAUGAAAGAAGACUCAAAUGAGGAUUGUGAAGUGAAAGAGAGUGAUACAGACAAGGUACCAGACGCUAAGCGUUGCAAAGUCAAAGAUGAAGGGAAAUAGCAAUCAGGUAAGCUGUCAACCUUUCUUCAAUGCAAGAUGUCAUCAGAUUGAAGUACUCCAUAGCUUCCUCAACAACCUGGCCUGAGCACGACCAGAAAAGCCCCAAGAACUAAAAGAGAUUUUGGUCUAAUUGUGGACUUUCUCAUCUCUGUACAAAUCUCAAAGCAAUCAGAAUAUCUUCCAUGCACGGCAAGUAUCAGUAUGAUCACAUUGUGGCACACUAUUUUUCUCGAAUAUCCGGUCAAAAAGCUCCAAUUAAUCUCCAGAACAGCCACAUUUCACACGCAUUUUCGCAGGAGCUGUCCAAAGAACCAUGCCAGGAUCUGUUUUAGUGAUCAGUCCCUGAAUUUUCUCCUGUAAGUAUUAAUCACCAUCAUGUAACAUCACCUUGGUUUCCUACACAUUUAACAGGGAUCUUAGAUUCUGAAGACGAAAAGUAGUUGUUUGGAUGUAAAUUUAACAAUGGGUCUCCAUGAGUUUCUGCCUUCUACUGGGAGUACUGUUGGACUCAUAAACUGGUUCGUAAGCAGUCUCAGAAACAUUAAUUGAGAGGAGAAAACUACCAAGACAAAGAAUUCUGAGGACGUCUCAGAAACAUUAAUUGGGAGGAGAAAAAUGCCAAAACAAAGAACUCUGAGGACGUGAUAGUAUCUACUUUCUGAAGAAUGUCUGUUGUAAUCUCUCUGUAAUUCUAGUUGUUGAUAUGUUUUUUCUAUCUGGGUAACAAAAACUGAAGAUUUUCAAUUGCUUCAGUGUUAAUACAAGUUGAUGUUCCUCGGCCAUUUUGCUUGUUGCAAAAACAUAGAAUUUUU
Molecule: messenger RNA, 3176 nt
Organism: Papaver somniferum (opium poppy)
Lineage: Eukaryota; Viridiplantae; Streptophyta; Magnoliopsida; Ranunculales; Papaveraceae
Exons: 6
Coding region: 277-2364 (695 amino acids)
Molecular function (GO): protein binding
Source: RefSeq, a predicted model, not a curated record